CUAUUUACCUGCUUCGUAACCUUUCUCUGUCCUGUUGUAUUUCGUCUGUCUCUAUAAUUUAUUUAUUUCUUCUAAUUUACAAUUCUUCUCUACUGUACAAAACAGAUUCGUUACUUUUCACGUAUAUUUUACCAACAUACUAAACAACAUUCACUGAUCGUAACCUAGCUAAUCACGAUCGGUGACACAAAAUCAGACUCAAUUUCUUCGUACACUGCAGCGACAAAUUGUUAAAUUUUAUGGCUAAAUUCUUUUCUAUUCCCCAACUGAGGGCUUCAAAAAUAAAGCACAACAAUAGUCUAUCAAGUUAGUUAAUGUAAACAAAACAAUCAAAAUCUACACCUGGAACAUUAAAAUUUUCCAGCAUUCAUAGAGAUCUUUCACCACAUUCAUGGCAAAAAUAAAAAUCGCCCAGUUCUUUCAUCAAUUAAGUAAUUCACAAAAAAUGCGAUCAGCUGAAAUCGAUUUCGCCUUAAAAACAGAUAAUCGAGUGGAUGUAUCCAUAUAAUUUAAAGUUUGGCCGAGCGUUUUGAUCACGCUGCAGACCUAUGAUUCCAAAAAUUAUGACAUGGACAAAGGAUUUUCUAAUGGAGUGUUGCCUGACCCAAGCUAGAACACAGUCGUCAUCGACUCAAGCUAGAACAGAAGACUAAAUCAAAAGUGGAUAAAAAAUCCAGCGGUGGAUUACGAAAGAGGGACGAUUCUCGGUCACGAGAUAAGUCAUUGGCCGAACGAAAAAAGAAAAAUGCUGUGUCCAACACUCUUAACAGGGUUGAACAGCGCCCUUUGAGGAAGGAGACAACGGAGGACCUAGAUUCUAAAAUUAUAUCAACUGACGCAAGCGUCACCAUGACAAGAUUAGUCCAGGAAGUGAAUUCCAUGGAAAUGCGCAGCAUAAGCAUAGCGAAUCGAUUAGCAGCCCUUGAGCAGAACGGGAGUACAAAAUGGAAGUAUACAUUUCCUUGCGAUACCAAGCUCUACCCGCCUGCCACACCGUGUAAUGAAAAUGAUUCGACGGACGGUAACUUUCUACAAAGAUCAGAUUCAGUGGUGAAGCAGGGAAAGUUAGCUGAACGUCUGGAAAAAUUAGAAACUGCAUCGGAAAAAUGGAGGAGAAGAGUUGCUGCUACAGAUGCCGUUCAAUAUUCCAUAUAUGGAAAGAUGAAAGUUGAUCACUCAGAGGGUCUUCAUUCCACCGUAUCUUCACCCCUUAUUCAGGCAAUUGAGAACGAAUCGAGCAGAGGAAAAAAAUUACCUAGAGCGGAACGUUUCAGAGUAGAGAAAGAAUCUGCAGGAAAAACGACCGAAAAUGUCACUACCAACGAACCUGUUACUAUGUUCAGGAGAACUUUGUCUACUCGAAGAAUACUUGAUGUUGAAAAAAUUGGACCGUCUCAGCAACAUUCUGAUCUUACUGUUUCUGUCCCGCAAACCGCCGACCUGAAUUUUACUACGUUUUUCGGUGGCGUGUCUACGGCACGACGUGACGAAGAAUAUAUUGACUUAAAUGAAAGUGACUUUGACAUCAUCAAGUCGCAUUCUGAACUUUUAGUACAGAGAAGAACAGUACCGACUAGGGGACGAAGAUUAAAGUCUAAAAAUCCGCUGCGAGUACUCGCAGCACGCACCGAUCUCAGGAUGGAGUACACCGAAGUAAAAACAGGUGUUGCCGAGAGAAUUAUGAAAGAUUUGAGCAUUGAAAAGUUGGCAAAAUCUUCAUCGUUAGCGGUUGAAGCGCUGGCUGGCCUUGCCUCAACCGAAGACUUCAAUGCUAUAUCGUUAAGAAAUGCAGCUGAAUAUGCGCAAAGCUCUGGAUCAACGCUAUGCGCUUAUAAAAAAUUGAUGUUGAUUCUUGUGAAAGGAAGACGACAUGUGCAGGUCAGACUCGUUGAACCUAUUGCAUCGAGUAUCAACAGCGGUGACAACUACAUAUUAGUCACUCCAACAGAGGUGUACAACUAUGUGGGAAAGUAUAGCAAUGUCAUUGAGCGAACUCGGAGCGCAGAUAUAGCGUUGACAAUUCAGCAGAACAAGGAGUUCGGCUGUACGGCAAAUCAAGUGAUCACAGUUAGCGAAGAGAAGUCUACUUGUUCAAGAAAUGACACGUCCAAGUUUUGGAACCUCCUCGGGAUUGACGAUGAGAUAAUCGAUGUAACGAAAGCUGGUCAUCCGGACGAAGACGAACUUUAUGAAAAUGUCGUAAUAAAGACAAAUAUGGUAUAUGAACUAAUCGAUAAAGAAUUGGUUCCAUUUACAGACUUUUGGGGCGUAAUACCAAAGAUCGAAAUGUUGGAACCUAACAAGAUUUUGAUAUUUGAUUUUGGUAGCGAGAUGUACAUUUGGAACGGCAAGUUGGCUACUUUACCAAAUCGUAAACUUGCUUUUGACAUGGCCAGUGAACUGUGGAAAAAAGGUUACGACUAUUCCGAGUGUACAGUAUGCCCGUUAACAGCGGCCUCUGUAAUAGGAGCGCGUCAAACACCGGGAUCUGUUGAAAAUAAGGCAUCUAUGCGACCCGACUGGUGCCUCUUACUCAAAGUGACGCAGCACAUGGAGCCGGUAUUAUUUAAAGAAAAAUUUCUGGAUUGGCCUGAUUUUAAAAAAGUAAUACAGACGAAAAGUAACGACAGUAAAGAGUCGGUUGACAGUGGCGUCUCUGUCCAGCCAUUUAACGUCAGUGUUAUAAUCCAACCGAAUACAACGCCGGUCGACUUAAUGCUGGAAGGAAGUCACCUUGGUCGUGGAAAAGAGUGGUUCGACAAAGAGCUCAGGAAAAUCCACCUCAUUACUACGCUGAGCACAACUGUAUGGCACAUAGACGAAUAUUCGCAUACUCUGUUGAACGAUAAUUCUGUGGGACAGUUCCAUUCUGGAGAUAGUUACAUUGUUCGCUGGUCGUACAGAAUUACUACUACUGGAAACAAACUCAGUGGCCAGCCUUCCAAGUAUUCGGCAAUAGGAAGAGAUCGUUGUGCUUACUUUAUUUGGCAAGGACAAACAGCAUCGCCGAACGAACAGGGAACUGCAGCACUGCUUACCGUCGAACUGGAUCAUGAAAAAGGACCUCAAAUCCAGGUCAUUCAAGGUUUCGAACCGUCUGCCUUCCUCAAUCUAUUUUCUGGAGGCAUGAUUGUACACAUUGGAAACAGAAUGGAUAAAGAAAGGGAGGAAAGACACAGAUUAUACAUUUGUCGAGGCACUCUCGAGUCUGAAGUAUCUCUGAUUGAAGUCCCCUGCUCUAUGGAAAGCUUAAGAAGUCGGUGUUCCUUCGUUUUAAUUGAUCGUGAUACUGGAAAACUGUACGUGUGGCAUGGAGGCGCCUCGCUACCUCACAUCAGAGAGAAUGCAUUGCAAGCUGCUAACAAGCUUAAAGUCAAUUGCCCUGAAGAAGCAGGGCUGACUCCAUGCAGCAGCGUCGACAUAAUCGAAGUUAUCGAGGGUAAAGAACCUGAGGAAGUUUUGAACGCUCUUGAUAAAACUGAGAUGAAGGACUAUUUGUCUCUGGAAAAUAACGAUUUAAUGGGACACACACCGAGGCUUUUUAAGUUGUCAAGCAUCUCGGGGGAGUUUAGGCCAACCGAAUUGCUCUGUGCCCAUCGCGCCGAUAUCACAACUCCGUAUCCCUUUCUGCAAAUUGAAUUAUACCAAGUAAACCAACCCGCGUUAUUUAUGCUCGACAAUGGGAAUGAAAUUUGGCUUUGGCAAGGCUGGUGGCCUGACAGCGGAGCCGAUGAUCAAACCGGAAGUGGAGCUGUACGAUGGCAAUCUGAGAGAAGAGCUGCGAUGAGAACGGCUAUCCAGUAUUGGCAAACAAAUCACCCCGAUUCUACUCAACUACCCAUUUCGCUGGUCUGGGCUGGCCUGGAACCCUUGGAGUUCAGGAAUCUGUUUCCAAUGUGGGAAACCCGCGAGGACGUAGCGGAAUUGAAUAUGCGGGAUGAUCACAAGCCGGGAGAAAUACUGAGCAUACACAAUGAACUGGACAAAUUAACUCAAAGCACGUAUCCACCUGCUGAAUUAUUGCAAAGGCCACUGCCUCAAGGAGUGGAUCCAACCCGUCUGGAAUUAUAUUUAUCACCGGAAGAUUUUGAGAAAUUGUUCAGCAUGACGAAAGAUGUAUUCCAAGGACUACCAGCAUGGAAACAAAUUAAGCUUAAAAAAGAAAUUGGAUUAUUUUAACGGUGGUUUUUUUUUUUUUCUUGUUUUUUUUUCAGGCAUGAUGCUAUCACAUAAAUGUAUAUACAGUACGCAUGACAGGUGAAUUUCGAGGUAUCGAUUCUUAGUUUCUAGGAUCUAGUUGAUCGUAAAAUUAUAUUUCAGCUACUUUUGCUAUCAUGUUGAUUUCGCGUGAAAUACUGUUUGAUAGCUAUCGGAUAAUGAAAAUGAUGGUUAAGCCAAAAUGAAAUUACGAGAACCUCAACAGUGGUCAUGUUGAUUCUGCGCCAGCUUCUAACUGCUUUUAAAUUCGCUUGUCGAAUACCUUGAACAUAUUUUAUUCUCAAUUUCAGCCGAGUCUGGAAUUAUCCGGUCUUAUUUCACGCCAAAUACUAUCACCUUAUGAAGAUCAUUUUGUCAACAUUCAUUUGAAAAGCUCCUUAUUCUUUUCAAGAAUUGAGAGUGCGAAAUUCACCUGCACGAGUGUAUUUAUGUGCAUGUGCUGGCAAAAUCGAGCAAAAAAGAUCACUUAUGGUUCACUCAUUUUAACGGAUUGACAUCACCAGCAUUACAACUCUUCGUUUUAUUCGUAAACAAGGAUGAAAAUUCGAUUGAAAGUAAUUUUACGGUUUCCGAGAUGUUAAAAAAUUUUCGUCCCGAUUACCGAUUGUUUGACAUUUCUUGAAUAGUAAAGCAUUGUCUUAAAUCCGAAGGACAGGGUAUAACUUGUAACGUUAAAAUUAACCCGGGAACUCUCUUUCAGACUGAUGUCGUCAUUGAAUAAUAAAUUUGUAUCGCCAUGGAUUAAUUGAUGGAUCCUUAAGGACCGAAGUAUAUACUGUAUAUAUCACAUGUAUUAUAGAAUUCAGUGUAACAGAUUCGGAACUGCAUAUAAUAAGAUUGAAUACGUGAAAUUUUUA
This is a messenger RNA of Neodiprion fabricii, 5075 nucleotides long. RefSeq names its product supervillin-like (gene Svil). Gene Ontology annotation, biological process: barbed-end actin filament capping; actin filament severing; actin polymerization or depolymerization. Bases 850 to 4179 code for a protein of 1109 amino acids. The record is from RefSeq and is a predicted model, not a curated record. NCBI's taxonomy places the organism in Eukaryota, Metazoa, Arthropoda, Insecta, Hymenoptera, Diprionidae. The transcript is spliced from 19 exons. Gene Ontology annotation, cellular component: actin cytoskeleton; cytoplasm. Gene Ontology annotation, molecular function: phosphatidylinositol-4,5-bisphosphate binding; actin filament binding.